AUGGUGCUGCUGGCAGCAAUGAGCCUGUCGCUGAGCUUGACCACUGCAGGCACGAGGCUGCUGCGCAGGGAAGUGUCACAGCCAGCGGCCUCACUGCUCUGCGCCUGCGACGUGCCGCACUGCAACGCGUCCACGUGCGCGGGGAAGGUGUGCUUCGUGAGCAAGAGCCGGGAGCAGGGCAGGAUCACGCGGAGCCGCGGCUGCUUCUCCCAGCACCUGCUGGAGAACUGCCGUGGGCCCGUCAUGGAGCACUUCGGCACGCGCUGCUGCAACGUCAGCAUGUGCAACACCCACCUCGAGAUCUACCUGCAAGGCAAAGGGCGCUAUGGCGAGGUGUGGCGCGGCCUGUGGCACGGCGAGAGCGUGGCCGUGAAGAUCUUCUCUUCGCGGGAUGAGCAGUCGUGGUUCCGCGAGACGGAGAUCUACAACACGGUGCUGCUGCGGCACGACAACAUCCUGGGCUUCAUCGCCUCCGACAUGACGUCGAGGAACUCCAGCACGCAGCUCUGGCUCAUCACCCACUACCACGAGAACGGCUCGCUCUACGACUACCUGCAGCGCACAGCGCUGGACAGCGCGGGCUGCCUGGCGCUGGCCUCCUCCAUCAUCUGCGGCCUCGUCCACCUGCACGUGGAGAUCUUUGGCACGCAGGGCAAGCCGGCCAUCGCCCACCGUGACCUGAAGAGCAGGAACAUCCUGGUGAAGAGCAACCAGCAGUGCUGCAUCGCCGACCUUGGGCUGGCCGUGAUGCACUCGCAGGGCAGCGACUACCUGUACAUCGGCAACAACCCCCGGGUGGGCACCAAGCGCUACAUGGCCCCCGAGGUGCUGAGCGAGCAGAUCCGCACCGACUGCUUCGAGUCCUACAAGAAGACGGACAUCUGGGCCUAUGGGCUGGUGCUCUGGGAGAUCGCCCGGCGCACGGCCAUCAACGGUAUCGUGGAGGAGUACCGGCCGCCCUUCUUCGACGUGGUGCCCAGCGACCCCAGCUUCGAGGACAUGAAGAAGGUGGUGUGCGUGGACCAGCACACCCCCGUGGUGCCCAACCGCCUCUACUCCAAUGCGGUCCUGGCAGCCCUGGCGAGGGUGAUGAAGGAGUGUUGGUACCAGAGCCCCUCCGCCCGCCUCACCGCCCUGCGCAUCAAGAAGACGCUCCAGAAGCUCCGCCAGUCCCUGGAGAAGCCCAAGCAGGACGACUGA
Tinamus guttatus (white-throated tinamou) is the source of this 1200-nucleotide messenger RNA. NCBI's taxonomy places the organism in Eukaryota, Metazoa, Chordata, Aves, Tinamiformes, Tinamidae. The record is from RefSeq and is a predicted model, not a curated record.